This is a messenger RNA of Lepus europaeus (European hare), 996 nucleotides long. RefSeq names its product galanin receptor 2 (gene GALR2). Gene Ontology annotation, molecular function: galanin receptor activity. The record is from RefSeq and is a predicted model, not a curated record. Gene Ontology annotation, cellular component: membrane. Gene Ontology annotation, biological process: neuropeptide signaling pathway; negative regulation of adenylate cyclase activity; positive regulation of cytosolic calcium ion concentration. NCBI's taxonomy places the organism in Eukaryota, Metazoa, Chordata, Mammalia, Lagomorpha, Leporidae.
AUGACCGGCUGGGACGGCCAGGGGUCCAAGAAUGUGAGCCGGGCGGGCAGUGGGGACACGGGCGGCUGGCAGCUGGCAGCUGUCCUCGUGCCUCUGCUCUUCGGGCUCAUCUUCCUCGCGGGCACGGUGGGCAACGCGCUGGUGCUGGCCUUGCUGCUGCGCGGUGGGCAGGCGGUCAGCACCACCAAGCUGCUCAUCCUCCACCUGGGCGUGGCUGACCUGUGUUUCAUCCUGUGCUGCGUGCCCCAGGCCACCAUCUACACCCUGGACGGCUGGGUGUUCGGCUCACUGCUCCGCAGGGCUGUGCAAUUCCUCGUCUUCCUCACCAUGCACGCCAGCAGCUUCACGCUGGCCGCCGUGUCCUUGGACAGGUAUCUGGCCAUCUGCUACCUACUGUACUCCCGCGAGCUACGGACACCUCGCAAUGCGCUGGCGGCCAUCGGGGUCAUCUGGGGGCUGUCCCUGCUCUUCUCCGGGCCCUACCUGAGCUACUACCGCCAGUCACAGCUGGCCAACUUGACCGUGUGCCACCCGGCGUGGAGCAUGUCUCGCCGCCGCGCCAUGGACCUCUGCACCUUCGUCUUCAGCUACUUGCUCCCGGUGCUUGUCCUCGGCCUGACCUACGCGCGCACCCUGAGCUACCUGUGGCGCGCCGCCGGCCCAGUGGCUGCGGGUUCAGGCAGCCGGCGCGCCAAGCGCAAGGUGACACGCAUGACCAUCAUCGUGGCCGCGCUCUUCUGCCUCUGCUGGCUGCCCCACCACGCGCUCAUCCUCUGCGUGGCGUUCGGCCGCUUCCCGCUCACGCGCGCCACCUACGCGCUGCGCAUCCUCUCGCACCUGGUCUCCUACGUCAACCCCAUAGUCUACGCGCUGGGCUCCAAGCUCUUCCGCAGGAUCUGCGCAGGCCUGCUGGACCGCACCUCGCGCCGAGCCUCCCGCGCACGCGGGACACCCUCAGUGGCAGCUGCGCGCUGGAGCGGGCGUCCACCCGCCUGA